Molecule: messenger RNA, 3156 nt
Organism: Sycon ciliatum
Lineage: Eukaryota; Metazoa; Porifera; Calcarea; Leucosolenida; Sycettidae
Exons: 1
Coding region: 197-2545 (782 amino acids)
Biological process (GO): nuclear-transcribed mRNA catabolic process, nonsense-mediated decay
Cellular component (GO): cytoplasm
Molecular function (GO): RNA helicase activity; ATP hydrolysis activity
Source: RefSeq, a predicted model, not a curated record
UGCACCACGAGUCUGUUAUUUUCAAAACAGGCCAUGGAAGUAGUUAGUACAAUAAAGAUGAUGAUUAUCGAUUCAAGACUCUCAAUUAUUUGCAAUCCAACUCGAGACCAAGUACGGGCACUGUAGAUCUUGGCUGUUGGGAAUUUGCUAGGUUGUGUGCCGUUGGACGUGUGGGCAGGUCUUGCCAGGUGCUCUCAUGGUGCCGUGCCUUGCCGUGCGGCGUGCGAUUGUAAAUCGUCGGUGCCGACUAGGAGAGUCUAGAGGAGUUUUGCCAUUCUGGGUCAGCUCACAAAUACGCCGCCAGACGGCAGCGCCUCAGCCUGUCGACCAGUUCGAUGCCCCCCAGGAGAGCGGCGACCUGGGCUGUACUGAGCCGGCGAGGAAGUACUUCCAGGACCACGCGCUUGCCGAUGUGCAGCCCACGGUCUUCCAGACACCGCAUGACUUUCGCAAAUACAAUCGUGCCGCGGUCCAUGACCAGGAGGCCGAGCAGGGGGAAACGGAGACGAGGCGCAGAGGAGGUCGCUUCGUGACCAUCUCAGAGUUCAAGCGGCUAACUGAGGAGCUGGUCUCGUGCACUCUGGAGGCGUGGCGAGUAGGCGCAGCGUGCUCCGAACGGCAAGAACACAUUCACGGCCUGCCGGUGGCGGUGACUGCGCGCAACAGCACGGCAUACAAUGGUCUCGUGAAGUUCCUUCCCCACCCCGGCAAUGUACAAGCGCGUGGAGGCAAGGAACAGCAGUGCGAGGUGAUUAUCCAGGAUCGGCGUGGCGACGAGAGCAUCGAAUUGGCCGGUGACACUUUCUCAAUUACGUCAGUGCGCGCGUCGCUGCCUGCGGAGCGAAUGUUGGAGGCGGUGGACAAGCUAGCUAGCGUCGAGGCAAGUUACGCCAGAAUAGUGAUGGAUCGCGGCAAUGAGAAGAAAGCUAGCCAACGAUUACCUAAUCCCGACCUGUACUUUGAGGUGAUGGCGCGUCCACCGCCUGUCUCCGAGCAACUUCUGCCAAGGCUUCUAGGCGUGUGGAAAACGGCGAAGGAGUCUCGCAGCACGCUUGGAGGGAAGUGCUCGCCGGGAGCGAAACCCUUGACAGACGUGCAGCGUGCAGUGGUGAAGAAGGUGUUCCAGCAGUCGCUGACGCUGAUCCAGGGACCGCCCGGCACGGGAAAGUCGACGGUGGCCGGCGAGAUUGUGGUGCGCUGCAAGGAGACCAUGCUCGGCGACCAGGAAGACGGCAGCAAGGCGCGGAUCCUGCUCCUGUCGCCGUCCAACAUUGCCAGCGACAACCUGGCGCGCAUAGCGGACGCUCGGGGUCUCCGCACGGUGCGCGUGAACGCGGAGAACCGCCGCAAGGAGACGUCCGAGCCGAUUCCCGACGACAUCCGACACCUGUGCCUGGAACACCGAGUUGUGCAGCUGCUGAAGGCCGAUAAGGCGCGCUUUGGCGACAGUGUGCCGCACUUCAUGGACAACGCCGGUGUCACAGGCAACUUAGACCUUUUCGUCGAAGAAGCCUAUAGACGUCGCCCAGAUUCGCCCGACCUUCUGCAGGCUUUCCAUCGCCUACGGAAUAUGUACGAGUCCAAAGUGCUGGAAAGGUGCCACGUGAUCGUCACCACGUGUAGCUCUAGCGCGCUGAGCACCGUCCGCUCGUACGAGUACCCGGUGAUCAUCGUGGACGAGGCCACACAGGGCAUCGAGGCCGAGGUGCUUCUGGCCGUGGUCCAGUGCCCGAGGCACCUCGUCCUGCUCGGCGACCAGUGCCAGCUGGGGCCGGCGCUGGGCUCGUCCGUGUCGCUGUUCGAGCGCCUCGUCCUGGCCGGCCACCGCGCCGAGCUGCUGGUGACGCAGUACCGCAUGCACCCGACGCUUGUCGACUUCUCCAACCGCGUCCUCUACGGCGGCAAGCUGGUCAGUGGCAUCACGGCGGCUGAUCGGCAGCACACCGCCCAGCGCUUCCCGUGGCCAGUUACCACCGGUAGCAAAGCAGGGAGCACCUCGCCAAUGCUGUUUCUGGCGGUGGACGGCCACGACAACCGCACCAACAAGAUGUCCUACGAGAACGAGGCGGAGGGCGGCUGGGUGGUACGUGCGCUCUCCCGCAUCCUCAACUGCGGCGUGGCGCCGGCAGACGUGGGCGUCAUCACCCCGUACUCGUGUCAGCGCUCGCACAUACUCUCGCGCCUGCGCACCGAGUGCCCGCAGGCGAAAGGCGUCGAGGUGGGCAGUGUGGACGGCUUCCAGGGCCGCGAGAAAGACUACAUUAUCAUCUCGUGCGUUCGCAGCAAUCCGUCCGACUCCAUUGGCUUUGUGGGCGAUGUCCGCCGCCUGAACGUGGCACUGACGCGCGCCAAGCGCGGCCUGAUCAUCCUCGGCAACCCCAAAACGCUGUGCAGGUACCCAUUGUGGAAUGAUCUGCUCCACCAGUUCCAGAUCAAUGGAUCACUGAUGGUAGGUAGCACUCUGGAUGCCUUGCAACCCUACCCAGUGAAGUUUACGUGCCAAGGUUACCGCUUCAAUCUGAAAAACAGUAUUAGCCGUCACUAAGAUGCCGGCGUGAUUUAACCAGUGCGUGCGCGUGUGCGUGCCGUCACAAGUGUUGUGCGUGCCUAGUGCGAACGCUGCUCGCCUCGAGUGUGGAGAGGUGGCUGGCCAGCCCUCCGUGUGUGCGUGUGUGUGCGCGUGUGUGUGCGUGUGUGUGUGUGUGUGUGUGUGUGUGUGUGUGUGUGUGCGUGUGUGUGUGUGUGUGGUGUGUGUGUGUGUGUGUGUGUGCGAUGGGCAUGUGUAAGGUGUGUGUGUGUGUGUGUGUGUGUGUGUGUGUGUGUGUGUACAUUGCUAUGGCGCAUAUCCGUUGAACAAUCCUACGAGAGAGGGGUAGUAUCUUCUCUGACUUGGCAGUGCGCUAGUGCUAGACUGCUAGUCAAACAGCUGUCCGCACAGUUCAUCGCCAACCUCUAACCCAGACCUGUUUAGCCUCCUAACUGGUUAUGGCUGUCGAUAGCCUAGUUCUUAUGCCACUUAUGAACUCGCGCUGUUGCUUUCUGUUGCGCAUACUCUUAGCAACUAUCCACUAUUUAUUUAGCCUUUGAGUUUCUGCUGGUGUUGUUGUUAAUUCAUGUCAGCAUUAUCAAAUACAAUGUAGCUCUUUUACAAAUUUA